Suillus paluster is the source of this 1864-nucleotide messenger RNA. RefSeq lists its product as uncharacterized. NCBI's taxonomy places the organism in Eukaryota, Fungi, Basidiomycota, Agaricomycetes, Boletales, Suillaceae. Gene Ontology annotation, molecular function: protein binding. The record is from RefSeq and is a predicted model, not a curated record. The transcript has a single exon. Bases 158 to 1750 code for a protein of 530 amino acids.
CAUGUGUUCCUAACUUGCAGCUUCCCGUACCAACGACACACUGAGCACUAGCGCUAACCGACCGAGCCUCUCGUCAAGAUAGUCAUAUCUAAAACAAUAUCCGAAAACACGUUCCCGCAACCUUCCGAAGGCUUCUGCUGUUGAACAAACAGCCUCAAUGUUCAGAGCACUUACAAACUUGCCUGCUCGCCCGUUGCGUAUCUAUGCACCCCUAGUGCUACGAAAUUUUCGGCUCAAAUCACAGAGUACGAGCAAUCAACCCACGUCCUGGCGAAAAGAUGCAGGCGUGGACCAACCCAAUGUGCUCAUAGAGGACCCAUUCACCCGGUCGACAUUAUUCACUCUGGACUUUUUCAAGCGCCUGGCGAAGUUUUCUCUUGUGGGUAUUCUUGCACUCGGGAUUACGGGCUGCACGGCAUUUGAAGGUAUACACAUGUGGGUGGAGAACGUCGAGCUCGCAUGCGACCAAGAUAGCGAGGUGCGCAGGUGGGAGUGGGAUCACGAGGCUGAGAAAUGGUCAGGCGGGGAGCUAGGUGGGACGGACUCGGCACUGGGAUUCAAAGGAAGACAUGCCGUUCGCAGUGCAUGGAUCGCAGAGAACUGGGGAACGGGCUCGGGAGCGAUCAUCAUCCGCUCAAAUACAUCUUCGGGACGAGGCUCACAGGGUGCAGGUAGUCUCAACGUCAUAGAGGCUCGCCUAGAGGUUGCCCAGAAUUUUAUGGCUCUUGCCAUCAGCAUUGCCGAACGCAAGAUGUCAUCGGGAAAGUUACGCCCACAAACUAUGGGUGAGCUACUCGCCCGCCACGCUUCUAUUCUCGAGCGUAUGGGGACGAGGGAUGCACUUCUACAGUCCCGGGCCCAAUAUGAGCGAGUGUGGGCUGGAUUGCCUGUCAAGGGCACAGAUGCUGCACGGGUUGCAUUGAAGCUCGGGGACCUUGAGCAUCGCCUCGGGGACUUCGAAGACGCACUCGCAUGGUGGACGCGGACCAUCAACCUCACCCAGGGCACUCAGCAAGCGGAUCUCUCCGCUCCACGGUUAACCCGGACCGUCCCUUCAUCUCCGUCUGCGCAACGCACGCUUGCGUCCACGUUGGUAUCACUUUCCGCCUACUACUCCACAACUGGCAACCUCAAGCAAGCACAUCAAUUACAGGAGUCCGGACUUGAUCUCCUACGCUCCAUUCCGUCUCCUUCCAGGAUUUCAGCAGCAUCUCCGCCGCAGGCAUUGCAUUCACUAUUCCUACUUCACAGAUCGUCUCUGCUUUCUAUUCAUCUCGCGGAAGUUCUCUACGCCCUUCGCGCAGCACCUGAACAGUCCAUACAGUGGCUCACGCGAGCUGCAGAAUCAUCCGAGCGAGUUGCUCUUGCCCUUGCAGGUCUCCCAUUCACCCAUCCUGAUGCACCAGGCUCAUCAAUUCCUCAUCCGCCCGCCUCAGAAGCAUCCCUUAUUCCCGUGUAUGUAAAAUCAACUACAAUGCGAAAACCAGCAAAAAGCCUCCUCCGCGAUGCUCGCCGGACGGCUGCUGAAGCCUGGAAUCUUAUGGGUAUACUGAGGGAGGGCGAGAAGGAUGACGGAGCAGAACGCGCGCUCGAAUGUUAUGAACGCGCUCUUGGGUGGGCGGGUGUCGCUGCAGAUCUUUCUGGCGGUAUUGGUGAGCCUGGGGAAGGCACGCCAGAAGCAGAGUGGAAGGUACUUUGGAACAAUUAUGUUCGUGUGCGCGAGGCGAUACGAAAGCAAGCGAAACAUUGAGCCCGAGCACUAUCAGAUUCAUCCUGUGCUCUUGUUGUACUAGUUUGCAGGGCCAUUUCAUGUAUCUUAUCUGCAUUCUAUUACUCCCAUUCAAAACCAAUUACGUCUCAGUGA